AUGCAACCAGCAAGCGUUCAGCUCACAAAGUUGCAGGCCACUGGGGCUCAUUGCCAGGCCUUUCUCAGGCAAUCAGCUCAUCCCAGGUACUCUUUGCCAGCAAAGUCCUUGCUGCAUGGUGAGCGGGCAACCCGCUUCACACACGCCAACUGCAAGCUGCGAACCAAGUCUGGUAAGGCAAAGCUGCGCCUGACGCCCGAAGCUCUGCUUACCUUGUGGCAGGCGCUGCGCAUGUCGCGCUUGAGGCAAGACACAGUCUUGGCCAGGUGUCAGUUUGCUGAGCCCGACGCAGCAAAGGCCCAGCGUGUGCUCGUGGUGCCAUCCUUGAAGUCUCCAGAGGCAAGAUCGCGGAAUAUGGUACUGCGAUGCAGGGUAACGAUAGGCUCAGUGAUUGUUCGAGCCACCAAGCAGCAGGCAUUUCACUGGCGCGGGCUAUUGGAGAUCCAUGAGCUCCUCUCGCCGUGCAGUUUUACGUGGGAGCCGGUGGGGCUGAGGUGGCCCAAGUCUCCUUGGCGACUUUUGGCUUUCAACUUGACUGCCAAUCGACUUGCCGCCCGUGCGGGGAUUGCAGUGCAGAUUUCAACUACCAAGCCUCAGCCAGACUUUGAAACGGACACGCCUAUUCGUCACCAAGGCUACUUUAUCAUCAAACACUGCGAACUAGUGCUUUCUGUUUACGUCGAGCAGAAUUUGACUCCCCCAAAACUGCUUGGCUCGCCCAGACUGGUUGCCGGCUGGUUUGCUUUUUUCUCGCUUGGCUGGUCUUUGAAAAGUCAGUCGCCUGACGUGAUAUCAGCUUGCUCGACUGGCGUCGCGGACGCCGACCUGGAAGAUUCGGACAUAGCGAUUCUGGCUGGGCCUUUGACAAACAACUGCCUCAGACACGAGCAGCUGAUGUCCGCUAUAUGUGCUUGUCGAUUGCAGGCUUGUGAUAGGCAGAGGCUGCAAGUCAUUGCCUUGAAGGCGGAAUGGGGACAGACACUCCUUGGAUUCAAACAUGCUAUCCACACUCGGCUGCCCUCAGCAACAGUCGGCAAAAGCAAGCUUUCGAUGCUCGUGGUCGAAGUUGAGUUCGAGAAUCGUUUGUUCUUUGCCAAGCAGCUUGAAAUGAUUUGCACCAGUGGAAAUGGUGAACACGCGCCUUUAGCAGCCCCUUGCAAGCAACAUGUGGUCUGUUGGUCGCACCUCGAGGUCCGGCGUGCUCCUUACAUUUUCCAAAUCAGGCGCUGUGCAAUUUUCUGCAGACCCUGCAGCCGCUUGUUGGACAUGUGCGCCGUGUCUAUUGCACUUGCGGAUGGGGCGCGCGCCUCCAUGGAUGAAGGAGGAAGUUCUCUUGCAACCAAGCAGAUAGCCAAGAGUCGGGGCGCAAAGCUUUCCGCCGAGAUUCCGAGCUCUUGGGCGCGGGCCCUACGCUUUGGCAGAAACGCCAUACUGCGGCUGCAAGCGCUGGACCCUGGAGAAGAUUCCGCAGUUUCUGCAUGCAGGCUGUGGGAGGUGGCAAAUCUCCAGCUGGUUCCUGCUGCCUUUGGCGCACUGCUGCAAAGUGUCGCACGGCAUUUAUGCUCGUUUCUUGCACGUGGCAGGCGCUUUAAGGUUUGGUGCCGUUUGCAGGUAGGUGAAGCUCUUGCAGUGCGUAGGGUAGCCAUGGUCUCGAGCUGGAAGGCUUGCCUUCAGUGCCGGAACGCAGAGAUUGGGUCUCUCCAGAGUCGGGCCCACAUUUUUCACCGGUACAUUCCGCCUCUCCGCUGGCCGCGUUGCCGGGGGACAAGUGAAUUCCCAUGGCACGAGCUUGGGUGCCGCUCACAAGGUGCAAGCCUCAAACUUCAGGCAGUCAAGGCAUCAAUUGCGACGCGUGGGAUGCACAGGCUCAGUCAGACAGUGUGCGUGGCAAGGGGAUGCCAUCUGGCAGUUUUGUGCACCAAGGUCUGCCCGCCUUUUCGCACAUGCAGGAUGGAGUCUUUGCAAGCAGAAGAUGAAGCUGUGGCGCAGGCCAAUGUGGGCAGGAGCAAGCUGACGCCCAGGUUGCGCAGUCCAACGCAAUUGCAGGGGGCCGUUCUUCGAAAGCUGUUUGAUCGACAAACUCGCUGGCCUCUGUGCGUUGCGAAGUUUGGGGGCUUGGGCACCAGGCAAUGUGCUCCAUGCAGUGCGGAACGCUUUUGGCCGCAGCUUGAAAUGUUGGUGCUCUCACCAACUUGGGCAAGUGAGACGCAGCAGUUGCUGCAGAAGCAUGCGGAUUGUCUGGGAGAUCGGGGCCAUUUUGACCGCGCGGAACGCGAUCAAUCGCGUCGUCUCAUUUGCUGGAAAUGGUCGGCUUGCGCCUGCUGGAAGUGGAAGGCUUGCGGGCACCAGGGGCGCAAGUGGCUCACUCGUGCGACUCAAGUCAGUCUCUUGGUUUUCUGUUCCGCUUUGGCAAGCUGGCGCCGGGGUGCUGCGGGAGGAAGCGGCAGCCAAAUGGGAGGCUGA
Effrenium voratum is the source of this 2463-nucleotide messenger RNA. The record is from the annotation of a GenBank genome assembly. Lineage: Eukaryota; Dinophyceae; Suessiales; Symbiodiniaceae.